Messenger RNA from Thunnus maccoyii (southern bluefin tuna), 3156 nucleotides. RefSeq lists its product as uncharacterized. The record is from RefSeq and is a predicted model, not a curated record. The transcript has 11 exons. Bases 1577 to 2308 code for a protein of 243 amino acids. NCBI's taxonomy places the organism in Eukaryota, Metazoa, Chordata, Actinopteri, Scombriformes, Scombridae.
UUCAGUUUCAACUUUCUGUCACCGUUUUGGCGUAGGGGGGAGGGGUUUGAGGGAGGGGCUAGGAGCGCAUUCACACUCCUCAAGAAGAGACCACACAUUUCCGGAACUCGCCGUCUAGUCCGCUCAGAAGCCUGAUGUGACCUCACUUUGAGGCAAUAGCCUCUCCAAGUUCAACUGGAACUUCCAAAUCGAAAGUAAGUCUGUUUCUUUCUGUCGUUUUUUUUUUUUUCACAUAGAAGUGGGUUGGGUUGAAGUAAACUUUUGUUUUGAUGAAGUUACACUGGUUUGGCAGAGGUCUGCUGGAACAAUAACGUUAGCUAAGUUGGCUAACCUGUAAUGUCUCUCAGGGUUUCAGCCACUGUUAGCUGAAACCAGUGGGCUGACCCUCCGCCGGGCCUAAGCAUUCGGGACUAAACUAAAGCGUGUUAUACAAGUAGCGUAGCUUCUUUAAAGAGUAGCUUAGUUUUUGUAGCCAGAGUGUAGUAGAGAGUGAGGGUGUAGGAAAACCGCUCUCCAGCGCAGAGCACUAGCUGAAAGACCCAUUAGCACUAGCUUCACAGUGGAGCUUACAGGCCCAGUCAAAACAAUUCAGCUUAGCUGACCUGCUGCGUUUAUCCAGUGCCAGUUACAUGUGUAAACUAGUGGCUGUGGAUGAGAGGGGAGUUUACUGCUGGAAGUCAAAGCCAUCAUAUUUAAGUUUAUGUUCUGCUUGUACUGCUCGUACUGUCUCCCUUACUGCAGGAUUUUGUUGCAUUUGCGGCACCGAACAGUUGUAGUCCAUUAGCUCGCUGUGAAUUCUCCAGAGGAUUCACUGUUGUGUUCAAACAUGGCCUCCUCUCUGGGCUCCUCCCGGAGUAUGAGGCCAGUAUUAUUGCUGCUGCGCAAGGCCUCAUAAAUGUGCUGUCACAAAAUGUUCAGCAGCAACCUCACACCUCAGGGCAGUCAGAGCAGCAGAAUCAGCAAGCACAAACCCUGAAAGAAACAGUACAGGAGGAGAUGACCAGGUCAUUUCCUGGCUUCUUUACCAAAAGAAAAGGCAAAAACCAAUUUUGUCCCAUACAAACCACUCAAGGGAAGAAGCCUAAAAUUUGCAACACUAAGCCACUCAACGUCUAUGUAAAUUUGGUGAAUAAGGGCUGUACCAGCACUCCUUCUGCUGCCAAAGAGUUGGAGUUGAGCCAAGCAGGUUUAGGGAAGAGGUCCCUCACCUUGACAGAUGAUAUGAGCCAUGCAAUGUGAUGGUUUUCUUCGGUAAAUAAAAUUCUCACUGAAGAAUAUCCCAAAAUGUGAGGAGUGGAAGGGUGGCUGUUCUACAAGACUUCAGGUGGCCAUGGUAGAAGAAAAUUGGUUGCAAUUCCUCCUGAUGAAGAUGGUUAUACAGGAAGACUGAUUCGCAGUGCUUCAGGUGCUGGGAAGACCAUUGUUUCACAGCAGCAGGACCUUGAUCUUACUCCAUUGCCAUGGGAUGCCACUGAAUUUGCAUGCCAAAGAAAGCAUGCCUCUGCAUAUUCUAGCAUUACACAUUGAAGGUUGAAUGGAGUCUCAAUCUACAGCAGAUGAUGAUGAGAAAUGAUGCAUGGCAUUGAGAAGUGACUGUUUGAGGGCAGUGGCAAGAAGGGAAAGAGUCCUGUCUACUCCAUUAGUGACAGAGAAAAUGGUUUCUACAGUCAGUCUGGCUCAGGAUGGCCCAGCACCAUGCUUCUUCAAAAAUUGGUGUUACCAGUUUCUUGCAACAGGAGACUUUCAUGCUCUGCAGCUGACCAGUGAUGAUGUGGAUGAUCUUGAAUAUGCUUUACUCAUAGAAAAGGUGGAGGCAGCAACUGAUCUGACACAGUUCACAGAAGAAACUGUGAGUUGUGGUUACACAGAGCUGCUAAAGGUGGACAGAAAAGACAGUAUCAUAAGAGCCAUUGUUCUACAUGCUACAGUGCGUCUGACUCCCAUGCUUCAGCAAAUUAGAAAUGGCAUGAAGGUCUACAACCUUCUGGAGGUGAUUGGGAGGCACCAAACUCUCUGCACAAACCUGUUUGUCUCCAAAGAGGAUGAUGACAGACCGGGUGCUGAUUACAUAAUGAGUAUCCUAGCACCUGAGCUAAGUGAGAGUGGAAGUCGAAGGCAAGCAAGAGAAAAUUCCAUCAUCAACUUCUUCCAGGACUUUCUGCAAGACCUUGAAGUGACAGGUGAAGACCAGGAAAUGUGUGAGCCUCUGACCCAAGAAGUGCUGCAAAGUCAAAAUCAAGAGGGGCAUUGGAGUCUAGAACAACAAGAACACUGGACAAGGGCACAAGCCCCUUCUUCCAUAAGAUAGGGCAGCUUUUAAAAUAAAUGUGAGAUUUGAACACCAGUGCAAUGAAAAAAUGCCUGGUCACCAAAUUUGUUUCUCACUUGUAAGUGCCUGCACAAAUACAGUAACUCUUUCUGUUGCACAUAUGAAUACAUACAAUGAGUUCAGAGGUAUAAUGACAGCAGCAAUCAGAAUGAGUAGAGGUUUCAGUCGAGUGAAGAGGCAGUUUCAUGACCACCCAUGUUUUACUACGCCAAGUCAGCCAGUAUUGUUUUAUUAUGUGAUUUUCAAGAGAAAUACUGUUAACGGUAUGAUUGUUUAAAAAUCAGUUCAGGGAGCGAUUUUUUGUGUACUCUUUAAUAACAACUCAAACUAAAACAGUUACAUGAAAUAUUAGUGUCUGGUUCAUUACACUUAAUUCCCCAAAUUCAUUUAGUUUCUUGUUGAGUUCAGUUAUACAAAGAAUGUAUUUACGUACCACUGUUAACAGAUAAGGUUAAGAAAAAGCUAAAUCAAGAACUUUUAUUUGCAUGACACAGGUCAUGUUAACUAAAAUGGCAAGUGUGAUGCUCACAAACAGGUUCUGUUCAUUUCUCAGAUCAAGGUUGUGGGAUUGAAGAGAUAUUAUCAAAGAUAAUCAUUAAUUAUUAAAAUCAAUAAAAUUAUUAAUGAGAAUUAAUAAUAACGGGGCACCACCCUGGAGUCAGGGAAAAAGAUUCAGUCUUUCAGUCAUUCCAAUUCAGUCUCAAAGUGUACUAAUUUAUCAAUGUAGAACUUUGAUUAACAAUUAACUUAAUAACUAUAAACAAAAUUAUCAUAUCAAUAGCUAAUUAAGUUUGAAGGAUUUUGGAGUUCUUCACAGAGCAGAGGUU